AUGGCUUGGGAGACAGCAGAACUUACAAAAGAUCAGGGAGGCUUGGGGAUUAGGGACCUCCAAUCUUGGAAUAAAGCUUGCUGCUUAAAGCUGAUAUGGAUGUUGUUCUUUCGUGAUGGGUUUGUGUGGGUCGCUUGUUUCAAGGAGGUCAUUAUAAAAGGGUCCAUUCACAACUACUGGACAACUAAACCAAGCAGCUCCUACUCAUGGCUAGCCAACAAACUCCUCAAGCUAAAAGAUGAAAUCUUUCCACUCAUCAAAUUGCGGCUGGAGAAUGGUGUCUCUGCUAAAUUUUGGUUUGAUAACUGGACUCCCUUUGGAAGCCUUUCGACUUUCCUCAGUAACUCCUCGUCAAAAUUGGGUAUUCAUGAAAAAGCUUAUGUAGCCUCACAAUGUAAGAAUGGAAUUUGGCGGCUUCCACCUGCAAGAACAGAAGAACAAGUUCAAUUACAGACAUACUUCACUACCGUCACUCUCACUCAGGCUCAGGACUACUAUGAAUGGGAGCUGGAAGGUAAACCUACUCAGACUUAUAGCACCCGAGAUGUUUACACUUACUUGAGAGGAGAAAUCAAUUAUGUGAUUUGGUCUUCCUAUGAGAUCAAAAGACACAACUUCCUUGUUUGGUUGGUAAUCCAAAACCGAGGUCCAACUAAAGACAAAAUACUCGGAUGGAGCCUUCAGGUUUCGCCACUAUGUCUACUUUGCAACUCAACUAUGGAGUCUAUAAAUCAUCUCUACUACGACUGCCCAUUCAGCUUUGAUCUUUGGUCCUUGGCUACUUCACGGUGUAGGAUCACCCCCACUAGAGAUUGGAACGAUACAGUCUCUUAG
Messenger RNA from Brassica rapa (field mustard), 834 nucleotides. RefSeq lists its product as uncharacterized. NCBI's taxonomy places the organism in Eukaryota, Viridiplantae, Streptophyta, Magnoliopsida, Brassicales, Brassicaceae. The record is from RefSeq and is a predicted model, not a curated record.